UGUAACGGAGGCAGAACAAUUGUUUUGGUCACUGUUGUUUUUUAUUUUUUAUUUUGUAAUCUGUAUUAACAAUAGAUUUUUUUUUUUUAGUAUUGCAGUAAAUAGGAAAGUAUUGGCAAAAUGUCAUUUAACUCGUUUAAUCCCAUUUUUUUCCAGACAUGAAAAUAUCACAAUAAUGUAACAUUAAUAACCCUUUGAAAUAAUCAAUAAUUAUUAAUGGUCGGUCACAGUAGUGACCGGUGGGGAAAUGGGUGUACUGAAUGAACACCUUUCUUCAGUCAUAGACAGAUAUCUCAGACCAGCUAUUUGAUCACAUUCAUUAAAAGCUCUUAUACAAUAUUGACAGGAAUAGUGAGAUAAAAUACAACCAACAACAUAUAUCAGAAUGGUUUUUGUAACAUGUAUCAUCAAGUAUUCAUAUAGUGCUACCAGCAUCACAACAUCAAUAGUGUAAUUUAUUUGCAGUGGCGGCUCCAGACAAUUGUGAUUGGGGGGGCAAUGGGGGAUCCUGGUCAUUUCAAAGGGGGUCUCAUGAAAACCAACAAAAAAUAAAGUGGACACGGCUAAUAACUGCAUAUUACUGCUUCUAAACAACAAAAACAACACAGCAUAUCAACUACUUUGUUUUUAAUUAAUUAAUCAUUUGCAGUUUACAAACAAUAUGCCCAAACUUUAAAGGGUUGGCGUUUUAAACGGUUCAUGUCUCCAAUAUGCAUUAAUCCACAAAUGACUUAAGCAGAUAACUUUUUAACCGUGGCUGACUCCCUCUGAACAGGGCCGUGCAGAGACCUUUGGAGGGGCAGGUGCUCAAAGUAUAAACGGGGCACAGAUGCUAGUGGCUGUAACCAUUUACCCUCCUUGUUAGUGCGUCCGCCUCCCAUGCCGGAGACCCGGGUUCGAGCCCCGCGAGGAGCGUCAGAGAGGACCCGGAAAUUCAGCUGGAAUAUUCCAAUCCAUUUACAAGUGAAGACGAGCAUCAAAGCUUCAGGAAUAAAUCUGUAAAGACUGAGUUUAUUAAAGAGGAAAGAGAGGAGAUGGAAGAUCCAGAACCCUGCAGAAUCAAACACACUGAAGAUACUGAAGAGCUAACAGAGUUGAUUGAAGAAAAUGAGCAAAAUGAAGAUUUGAGUGAAGUUGAAGAGAAAAAUAACUUUAAAAAUGGAGAAAAAACUAUUUUUUUAAAGAAAACAAGAGCCAAGAGAUAUUUCACCUGCACUCAGUGUGGAAAGAGAUUGACAUCGAAAUAUAAUCUUAAUGUUCACAUGAGAAUUCAUACAGAAGAGAAACCAUUCACUUGUGACCAGUGUGGAAAGCGUUUCAAACACUUAGCAAACCUUAAGGAUCACUUGAACAUCCACACUAGAGAGAAGCUGUACACAUGUGAUCAAUGUGGAAAAACAUUUUUGUGGGCUUCAGUCCUGAAAACACACCUAAGAGUUCAUACAAAGGAGAAACCACAUUCAUGUCAUUUGUGUGGAAAGAGUUUUUCAUAUCUACACCAUUUUAAAGAACAUCAGAAAAUACAUACUGGUGUGAGAGAUUACAUGUGCUUUGAGUGUGAGAAGACUUUUACUUCAGCGGGCGGUUUAAAACAUCACCAGAGGAUGCACACUGGAGAGAAACCUUACAAGUGUUCACACUGUGGCAAGAGAUUCAGUCGGACAGGACACCUGAAAAUACAUGAGAGGAUUCACACUGGAGAGAAACCUUACAAGUGUUCACACUGUGACAAGAGAUUCAAUGAUUCAGGAGACUUAAAAACACAUGAGAGGAUUCACACUGGAGUGAAACCUUACACAUGUUCACACUGUGACAAGAUAUUCAAUAAUUCAGGAGACUUAAAAACACAUGAGAGAAUUCAUACUGGAGAGAAACCAUACAAGUGUUCACACUGUGACAAGAGAUUCAGUAUGUCAUCAAAUCUGAAAACACAUGAGAGGAUCCACACUGGAGAGAAACCUCACAAGUGUUCACACUGUGACAAGACAUUCAAUCAGUCAGCAAAUCUGAAAACACAUGAGAGGAUUCACACUGGAGAGAAACCUUACAAGUGUUCACACUGUGACAAGAGAUUCAGUAUGUCAUCAAAUCUGAAAACACAUGAGAGGAUCCACACUGGAGAGAAACCUCACAAGUGUUCACACUGUGAUAUGAGAUUCAGUCAGUCAGGACAUCUAAAAACACAUGAGAGGAUUCACACCGGAGAGAAACCAUAUCACUGCACUGCACAUGGGAAGGGUUUUAAUCAAUCUUCUUCUCUACACAGUCAUACAAAAACAUUCACAGUAAGUAGAACAUCUUUAGAUCCAGCACUUUCAGAUCUGAUUCACGUCAUCACCAAAUGAGACAAUAAUGCAUCAAGCAGUAAAAUAUCUGGAUAAAUCUGUCAUUAAAAGUGACAUGACAAAGAAGCAUUAUCUAUGUCACGAUCAUUAGCUGGAGAACUCAUAAACUCCAAUAGAGGACACUCCACUCAGGACUGAGGCAUUUUGGUUUCCAUCCCCUUUUUCGAACUCCAUUUCCCAUCCUGCCUUAUUCCUGGGACUGAUUGCACACACACACACAUAUAAUCAGAACAAUCACACUCAGUCUUGGCAAAGUCUUGUUUAGCCUUUUCUAGCAUUAUCGAGCGCUUUACCUGUGUUUGUUCUUCCCAUGUCUGAUUUUGGAUUGUGUAUACUGCCUUGGAUUCUCUGCCGCCUUCCUCGAACUCUUGCUUGUUAACGUUUCUGUAUUUGGAUAUAUCCCUGAAAUACUUGAUGCUGUUCUCCAUUCUCUGCCUGUAUAACCAUUCUCUUAUAAAAUACACUGCAUAUGGUUCA
Molecule: messenger RNA, 2822 nt
Organism: Carassius auratus (goldfish)
Lineage: Eukaryota; Metazoa; Chordata; Actinopteri; Cypriniformes; Cyprinidae
Product: zinc finger protein 664-like
Exons: 3
Coding region: 1035-2345 (436 amino acids)
Biological process (GO): regulation of DNA-templated transcription
Molecular function (GO): RNA polymerase II cis-regulatory region sequence-specific DNA binding; DNA-binding transcription factor activity, RNA polymerase II-specific
Source: RefSeq, a predicted model, not a curated record